AUGAAGGAAGUGAAAGUGUUGUGCUUGAACGGUGGAACUUGCGUAGAUGGCGUAAACUCGUAUCGGUGUCGUUGUCAGCGGGGUUUUACCGGGAGAAAUUGUCAGCAUCAAAUCGAUUUAGAGCAGUUCAAUGUCACAGAUCUUCUAGAGCAAGAAUUGUGUGCUAAGCACGACUGUGCUGCAAAGGCAGGUAACAAAGUUUGUGAUCAAACCUGCAACUAUUACGCUUGUAACUACGACGGUGGUGACUGCAGUGCUGGUAUAAAACCUUUUGAAAAAUGUCAGUCACCAAGUUACUGUGCUCAUGUCUUCAGAGAUGAAAAAUGUGACCUGCUGUGUAAUAAUCAAGACUGUUUGUUCGAUGGAUUUGACUGUGAUGGCAUUCCUGAAAGGUGCCCUAAAAACGAUUACUGUGCAGGUCAUUAUGGUGAUGGGCAGUGUGAUCAAGAAUGUAAUAUUAUCAGUUGUGGUUGGGAUGGCGGAGAUUGUAAUUUGAUUGAUUCUGAUACAUCGUUGACAGGAAAUAUAAUAGUGGUACUUCUGAUAAGUCCAGAAGAAUUUCUACAUAAUGCGCAAGCUUUCCUUUUCACUUUAAGUCAGAAGAUACGUGGAUCAGUGCGUAUUAGAAUUAAAAAUGGAAAACCGAUGAUAUAUUCAUGGAGCUCAGAAAAUGGUGUUGGACCAUUGUAUGAUGUAUCACCAGAACAGCAACAUCUACUCGUUUCUACUUUCCACCGUAUCAAACGACAGACAGAUAAUUUACGGGGUACAAUGAUAAUGAUUACUGUUGAUGUAACAUUUUGUCGUAAGAUUGACCGCGAGGAAUGCUUCACUGAUCUUUUCAGUGUGGAAUUACAAGAACUUGGUAUGCCAAUGUAUUCAGCUCGCGUUGAACUAGAUGACAGCAAACAAGUUAGCGGAUUGACUUGGCAAACUGUCUUGAUCUGUUUCUUGUCCAUUGUUGCUUCUAUUCUUGUUGCAUAUGUUAUGAUUCAGCAAGGACGAAAACGAAAAACACUUCAUGCUCGUAUAUGGCAUCCUCCUCCAUCAGAAAGCAAAUCUUCAACUGCAAAUUUGGAUACUUUUAGUAUGCAUAAUGGAUUCUUGUUCAAUAAUUACAAUAGUUCAAAGCGUUCUCGGAACGAUAAUGUACCCUCUAGCACUAGCAUAAGCCAUCCAAAUUUGUACAUCGGUGAAGAUACGCAAUCAUUUUUAAAGCCGAAAUCUCCAGGUGUUGAUGAAAGACAAUGGACAACUUUGCAUGAGUCUGCUGAUUCUACCAUGGCUAUUGCUUUACCAAUUGAUGCAUCAUUAGUAAACAUACGUGGAAAACAUGGACGUACACCAAUGAUGCAAACAGCGUCGAAUCAAGCAAAGAGCGAAGAAGCGUCUUGCGAAGAUAUUUGUAAUUUGUUAAAAGUUGGGGCAGAAAUUGAUGCGCAAGAUGAUAGUGAAGAUACAGCGUUGAUGCUAGCAGUAAAAAGCGGUCGAACAGCAGUUGUUGACUGUUUGCUAAAAAACGGUGCUGACCCAAGGUUAGUAGACGAGAAGGACCGUACUCCAUUACAUCACGCAGUUGCUGUAAAUAUUCCCAGUAUUGUGCAGUUGCUUUUGGAUACUAGAAAAAUUGAUGUUGAUGCAUUAGAUGAAGACAAUCGAACACCACUGAUUAUCUGUUCAAAGUUUGAUGUCCGAAUGGGUACAGAAAUAGCUGAAAUGUUAUUAAAAGCUAAAGCAGAUGUAUCCUGCGCAGGUAGUAAAACUUUAAUCAAAUAUGAUGGUAGAACAGCGUUGCAUUUUGCUGCUCAACAUGCUAAUUUGGAUAUUAUUCGGCUACUCAUCCAUAAUGGUGCAAAUAAGGAUGCGCAGGAUGCACUCGAUCAGACUCCGUUAUUUCUGGCAGCAUCUGAAGGUCAUCUUGAUGCUGUGGAAUGUUUGAUUAGUUUCGGUGCUAGCAAAGAAAUUACUGAUCAGAAGGAAAGAUCACCGCGUGAUGUUGCAGCGGAGAAGGAAUUUCGAGAUAUAGUACAUUACUUAGAUACAGUACUCACUCCAAGAAUUUUGCCUUCUAAUAUGACUACCAGUUUAACGCUCUCAGCACAGCAGCGGUUCAAAAAAUCACUGAGAAAAACGACAAGAAUGAUAAAGAAAAACCAGUCACCAGCAUAUCUACAAAAUGUGAUGACAGCAGCUCAAUCAGCAAAUCCACUAACUCCACCGAAUUCAGAUGGCUCUAAUUAUUCAACCACUCCAUCACCACAUGAUUCAAAUAUGGCAGUUAUACAGGGAACAGCAGUUGGAAUGAUACGUGGACCUAACGUGAUGCAGCCUGUAACAUCUCAUCCUGAAAGUACAGUGCUUCAGGCGUCUUCUGUUAUGCUUUCACCACACUCUGAUCAUCUCAGUGGUACCAGUCCACCACAAAUGGUCAAUACGAUGCAACAAAAUAGUUGGAUGCCAUCGAAAUUCCCGAAUUCAUCUGUGCAACAACAUUAUGAUGAAAAUUUAAUAUACAGUAAUGGAGUAUUACCGUUUGGUUAUGAUCAGAGAACAUUGCGGUUAUCGUAUUCUCGUCAUUCGUAUAUGUCUCACGUGCAGCAACCACCCGCGGCAUAUUAUAAUGUAUAG
Thelazia callipaeda (thelaziosis nematode) is the source of this 2628-nucleotide messenger RNA. The record is from the annotation of a GenBank genome assembly. Lineage: Eukaryota; Metazoa; Nematoda; Chromadorea; Rhabditida; Thelaziidae.